UAUGAAUUGCAGACACUUCCAAUGCCAUGGCUAUCAUUAUUGACGUCCAUGCCCUUCAUCAGUCUGAUCAUCGUGCACUGUUGCCAACACUGGGGAUUCUGGACCCUAAUGACUGAGAUACCGUCUUACAUGAGCCAAGUUCUGGGAGUCAACAUCAAAGCGAAUGGUGUAUUGUCGGCCACCCCUUACAUCGUGAUGUACAUCCUCAGCUUCCCCGUUGGCUUCAUAUCUGAUUAUGCCCUCGCUAAAGGCUGGGUCAGUAUUACUGCUGCCCGGAAAAUUAGCAAUAGCAUCGGUUUCAUAGGCCCAGCAAUAGCUUUGAUUGGAUUAGCAUAUGUGCCAGCUGGUAACAUAACCCUAGCAGUUGGUAUACUGUCUGUCGUGGUGGGACUCAAUGCAGGACACUUCACUGGCUUUAUGCUAGGUCAUCUGGACAUGGCGCCCAAUUUUGCGGGAACUAUGCUUGGCAUCACGAAUGCCAUUGCGAAUAUUAUCUCCAUUAUUGCGCCAUUAGCCGCUGGAGCUAUUAUUAAAGACGAGAGUGAUGCGGCAGAAUGGCGGAAGGUGUUCUACCUGUCCUCAUUUAUAUACAUCUUCGGAAAUACCAUCUACCUCAUUUUCGGAACCAGUAUUCGCCAGUCGUGGAACGAACCGAAGACAGAGAAAAACAUCGAUAAUGUUACUGACGCAGAGAAAACUGAAAAAGUUAUAUAAAAUCCACUAAAAGACUUAAUAAAGUAGAUAAACAUGUACGACAUAAUUUAUUUCUUAAUUUAAUUACUAGUCUUAUUAUAAUUGUCAAUUGUUUGUUAAGUA
Cydia splendana is the source of this 816-nucleotide messenger RNA. Its product is annotated as putative inorganic phosphate cotransporter. Gene Ontology annotation, molecular function: transmembrane transporter activity. Gene Ontology annotation, cellular component: membrane. Gene Ontology annotation, biological process: monoatomic anion transport; transmembrane transport. The record is from RefSeq and is a predicted model, not a curated record. Bases 22 to 714 code for a protein of 230 amino acids. The transcript has 7 exons. NCBI's taxonomy places the organism in Eukaryota, Metazoa, Arthropoda, Insecta, Lepidoptera, Tortricidae.